Molecule: messenger RNA, 1185 nt
Organism: Halichondria panicea
Lineage: Eukaryota; Metazoa; Porifera; Demospongiae; Suberitida; Halichondriidae
Product: transmembrane protein 129-like
Exons: 8
Coding region: 44-1132 (362 amino acids)
Biological process (GO): protein ubiquitination
Cellular component (GO): membrane; endoplasmic reticulum
Molecular function (GO): ubiquitin protein ligase activity
Source: RefSeq, a predicted model, not a curated record
UCUAGAGAGAUAAUUUUAUAACUGAUUGUCGCUGUUUCUUAUAAUGGAAACGUCGGCAGUAUUAUAUACGGCUGCUUUCAUAGCAUAUGGACUGAUGGAUGUCCUUGGUUUAAUGCCUCAAGAAAUCAGCAGUGCUGGGUUGACCUUGCCAGGAUUAUUCUCCAAAUACUUUGGUGAUCCUAGCUUGGACUUUACACGGUAUCAUUUAAGACGAACUACUUGUUCAGUCAUUGUUCAUCUCUUUUUACCCUUGGUGUACUGCAUUGGCCUCAGCUUUGUGUGUCCAUCGCUUCACAUGUUUAACCCACGACUCUGGUCAGCGACUACUCUGAGCAUAUGGCUUCCAUCAGUUACUGUCGGUAUGAUUGGACUGUCUAUAGCUCUGUACUGGUACACCAAUAACUGGCAAAGACACCCAAUGACAGUACAGCUCUCUCAGUUGGGGCAGCCAUGGAGGAGGGUGGCUGGUUCUAUUAAUGCUGAGUUUCUACACAUUGACAAGUUUGUGUCGCAACUUGGCGGCAGCACUGUGAUUGUCACCGAUUCUUGGAUAAUUCAGUGCAAUGUCCACUCUGUGAACCUAAUCCAUCAGAGAGAUGCAGUUCUUAAUGUAGCUGCAGCUGAUGAGCACAACUUCACUCUUGAUGGCCAGUCAAAGCAGUAUCUAACAAUUAAUGUCAAUAGUAUAAACUCUAAGUUUAAGUCUUUCAGCAUAAGAUUGAACUCUCAUCAAUAUUCCCAGUUGACGGAUAAGCUGCAAGCUCCUAUUCGCACAGCCAGAACAGUUCUCAUUCAACAAUCUCUUAGUGAUCGUUUCAUCUCUGCAUUUAGAGAACAAGUGCAGAGAAAUGGAAUGUAUCAAAUACCACCAGGGUCACCUGCUUUGGAGCCAUGUGUUGGCUGUCUUCAAGUGCUCCCACAAGUCAAAAUACAGAAAAUGUGUGCACCAGUUGAUGACGGACAGUGUCGGCAAUGCUUCUGCCGACCCAUGUGGUGCUUGUCCUGUAUGAGUAAAUGGUUUGCUGCGAGACAAGACAAGGACAGACCAGACUCUUGGAUGUCUUCCACUGCUCCGUGCCCCAUGUGUAGGGCAAAGUUUUGUAUGUUGGACGUGUUUGAACUGAGUCUGUGAAGUUUUUCAUAUGCCUAAUCAGAUUGCCAAAUAAAUUAUUAUACAUGUAAGAA